This is a messenger RNA of Schistosoma margrebowiei, 1102 nucleotides long. NCBI's taxonomy places the organism in Eukaryota, Metazoa, Platyhelminthes, Trematoda, Strigeidida, Schistosomatidae. The record is from the annotation of a GenBank genome assembly.
CAUUCAUAUUCAAUUAUUUGAUCUAGAUCAAAACUUAUUCAUUGAUAUAACAUCAUGAAUAAAUCGAUAUCAUCGAAACAAAUUAAAGAACCAGAAUUAUUUGAUAUAACAAAUCAAUUAAAAUUAUGGGCAAUUAAUAUGUAUCAUUUAACAGCAACAAAAGAUCAAAAAAAAUAUGAUCCAAUUGAAUUAUUAUUACGUAUUAUAUGGGAUGAUAUUAAUGUAAAUAAUGAAAAACCAGAAUAUUAUGAUAAUAAUCGAAUAAAAUUACCUAAAUCACAUUUAUUAUUUUCUACAACAUUUAAAAAUAAUACAGAUACUGAACAAGAAUAUAAUUUUCGUACAGAACGUUGUACACGUUCAAUUAUUGAAAUUGAAAUACAAAAAGGUGUGAUAUUAUCAAAAGAAUUAUCAUUGAAAUUAGCGUUACCUAAUUCAAUUAUGGAAGCCAAUGCUGGAUUUAAACAUGAAAUUUCAAUUGGAUCAUCAACAAGACAAUCAACUGAAGAAGAACUUGCAUGGGGUGUAGAUACACGUAUUACAGUACCACCAAGACAUUCUGCUUUCGCUGAAGUAAAAAUUGAAGAAGAAGAAAUGAAUUGUUGUUUUCGUUUAAAAACAUCAAUGUAUGGAAGAAUUCGAAUCUUAUUCUUAGAUCCUAUUCAUGAUAAUUCAUUAAUUAAAUAUCUUGAAGGUGAUUUAGGUACAAUUAUACAAGAAUCAUUAAAAUCUGAUCGUUUUAAACAAAAUGAUAUUGAACAAAAUUCUUAUUUAUGGACUGAAUCAAUGUUAAAAUCAAAUCAACGUAUAAUUUAUAUAGAAACAUAUGGAAAAUGUAAAUUUCGUUUUGGUAUACAUCAAUUUGUUGAAGUUAAUCAAAAACUACAUUUAGAAAACAAUUAUAUAAAUAAUAAUUGAUAGUUGCUAUGGUAACUAUAAAUUUAAACAUUAUAUUAUAGGAUACCAUCAUUUUGAUCAAGUGCAUUUCAAAUGAUCUUUUUAUGAAUUUAUUUGAUCCCAUAUGUAUAAAGAUCAUUGAUAUUUUUAUUCUUGUGUUCAUUUUCUUUUACAAUUUAAUAUAGUUUUUUUAUUUAUUUAUUUA